Messenger RNA from Sphaeramia orbicularis (orbiculate cardinalfish), 3324 nucleotides. RefSeq names its product non-SMC condensin I complex, subunit G (gene ncapg). The transcript has 23 exons. NCBI's taxonomy places the organism in Eukaryota, Metazoa, Chordata, Actinopteri, Kurtiformes, Apogonidae. The coding region runs from base 46 to 3105 and encodes 1019 amino acids. The record is from RefSeq and is a predicted model, not a curated record. Gene Ontology annotation, biological process: mitotic chromosome condensation. Gene Ontology annotation, cellular component: condensin complex; condensed chromosome; cytoplasm.
GAAAACAGGCGGUAGUGUUGCGACAAGAAAAACAGAAAAGGAAACAUGACUGCAGAUAACGAAAUGGACAUCAAGGAGGCGUUUCAGCGCGCCCAGAAAGGCCACAAUAACAAGGCAAAGCUGGUGGCGAGCCUGAAGAGCCGCUACAACAAGCUUGAGGACAAAACACUGUUCCACGAUGAGUUUGUCCAUUAUCUGAAGUACACCAUGAUUGUGUACAAGCGUGAGCCCUGUGUUGAAAAUGUCAUUGACUUUGUGGCAAAGUUUGCCACAAGUUUUCAGUCUCCACCUAAACCAGAGGGGGAAGAAGAGCAGGAAGAGCAGGAAGAGCAGGAAGAGGAGGAGGAGGAGGAAGAAGAAGAAGAACCUGAGGAUCAUCCAUUUCUGAGUUUUAUUUUCAAUUUCUUGCUGGAGUCUCAUAAAGCCAAUAGCCAUGCGGUGCGUUUCCGUGCCUGCCAGCUGAUCAACAAAUUGCUGGGCAGCAUGGCAGAAAACGCCCAGAUUGAUGAUGACCUGUUUGAUCGUAUUCACCAAGCCAUGCUUGUCCGUGUCACUGACAAGUUUCCCAAUGUAAGGAUUCAGGCUGCCUUGGCAAUGACCCGCCUGCAGCAGCCAAAAGAUCCUGACUGUCCCACAAUCAAUGCCUUCAUGUUGAUUCUAGAAAAUGAUUCAAAUGCGGAGGUACGACGUGCUGUUCUCUCAUGCAUCGCAAUGUCUCCGUUAACCCUUCCUAAAGUACUCAAACGCACCAGAGACAUUAAAGAGAAUGUUCGAAAGUUAGCCUACCAGGUUCUAGCAGACAGGGUCCACAUUAAAGCGCUGACUAUUGCUCAAAGAGUUGGUCUGCUGCAGCAGGGUCUUCAUGACACCUCAGAAGUGGUGAGGGAGGUGGUGUGCUCUCGUCUUUUGCCGGCUUGGCUGGGCCGGCUGGAGGGGGGUGCGAUAGAACUGCUCCACAGACUUGAUGUGGAGAACUGUGCUCAAACAGCUCUGGACACACUCAAAGCCAUAUUCAAAGGCACACCUCCUGAAGAACUGUUGCAAAACAGAGUACAACUCGACAACAGGAAGGUGAUCCCAGAGGACUCAUUGACCUGUGAGAAUGUGCUAUAUUGGAGAGCUCUGUGUGAGUUCAUCAAGGCUAAAGGAGAUGACGGAGAGGAAAUGCUUGAGCAGGUGUUACCAGAUGUUGCCACUUAUGCUGACUACCUCUUUGGCUACCUAAAGGCAGUGCCUGUCCUGUCAGAAGAACAGAGGGCCAACUUUAACCAGCUGGAGCUGGUCAUGACCAAAGAGUUCAUCUCACAGCAACUCAUCCAUCUCAUUGGUUGUUUGGAUACCAAUGAAGAGGGCAGCAGGAAACGCAUGUUGGCUGUACUGCAGGAGAUGCUGGCUCUGCCUCAAACUCCUUUCUCCCUGGUGUCUUUGCUCACUGAAAAGCUCCUUACUCUCAUCUCUGAUGACCAGAAGCGCAUACAGACUGUGGCAGAAAUCAUCUCAGACGUCAGGGAGCCCAUCAUGGAGGUCAAUCAGCCUGUGGAUGAGAAUAAGAGGCGGCGGCAGCAGGUCCAGCUUGCAGAGGUGAAGGUGCAUAUCCUGGAGACCAAACAGGCACUGGAAGACUGUAUCUCCACUCAGGAGUUCAACCGUGCAGCAGAGCUGAAGGACUCCAUCUCUGAGCUGGAGAAUCGAAGGAACCAGAUCAUCCAGGAAAUUGCAGAGAGCAACCAGCCAGUGGACAAAGAGAUGUGCAGUGAGAAGAACGAUCCAGAGACUCUUCUGAGAUGUCUGACAAUGUGUGCAGAGCUGCUUAAACAGAUGAAUAUCAAAUCUCGAAUUGGACCGACCAUAAGUGCUUUAAUGUCUUCAUUGAUCCUACCUAGUAUUGCAAAUGCACACCCUGGUGUCCGCAACAUGGCAGUAGUGUGUCUGGGAACAUGCACUCUGCACAGUAAGGACCUCGGAAAAACACACAUGGUCCUGUUGCUACAGAUUGCUCAGCUAGAUGAGGUAAAGAUCCGUAUCAGUGCUCUGCGGGCCAUUAUUGAUUUGCUGCUGCUGUUCGGCUUCGAGCUGCUGUCCGACACAGCCGCCACUCAGACGGCCCCGCCCUCCCAGUCACCAGACAGACAGGAAGAGGACGCACCUUCGGCUGAGAAGGGGGAUGCAUCAGAGGGCACCACUCAGAGUGUACUCGUGAUGUUAUCAGAGUUUCUGGACAGUGAGGUGUCUGACCUGCGAACAGAAGCUGCUGAAGGCCUCUCCAAACUUAUGUACACUGGGCGUAUCUCAAGUGCUAAAAUAUUCUCCCGUCUCACUCUGCUGUGGUACAAUCCAGUCACUGAAGAUGACACCCGUCUGCGCCACUGCCUUGGCGUGUUCUUCCAACUCUAUGCCUGCGAGAGCAGGGCCCAUCAGGAGGUUGUGGAGGAGAGUUUCCUGCCAACUGUGCGGACUCUGAUGAAUGCCCCAGCCACCUCUCCACUUGCUGAGGUGGAUAUUAACAAUGUGGUCGAGCUGCUGGUUGAACUGACCCGCCCAACUACACUUAUUAAACCCUCAACCAACACAGAGGAGGUGUGUGUCCAUGAUUACUUGGCGGUGCGUAUGUGUGGGGAGAUGCUGAAGGACCCUACAGCCCCUGAGGUGCGUCUCUAUGCCAAGACUCUCAGCAAUCUGGAACUCAGCAGAGACGAGACUGUCAGGAAGGACCUGCAGACCCUGAUGCAGGAGCUUGUACAGGUUGUGAAGGAUCGUGUCUGUCUGCGUGCCCUGGAGAAGAUGCUUUUACAGCUUGUGGAUUCUAGAGAACAAGCGGAGCUUCUCAGUGCCAGCGCAUUACAGCCACUUGACGUCAAUGCAGAUGAAGCUGCAACAGAUGAUCCAUCUAAAUCUGCCAAGAGAGCCAAAGAGGGCCAGAGGAAGUCGGCACAGCCAAAGGGGGCAGGAAGCCCAGCAGGAGGGCGGGAGUCAUCAGAAGAGAGUGAUGGAGAAAAUGUCCCAGAGUCAGUUCAUGUGGUUCGUUCAUCACGGAGGACCAAGGCUGCAGCUCUAGAGAAGACAAAGAUGGACCUGAGUACCCUCAUCAACCAGGACGUGGCCUGAGAAUCCUUUCAUAGAAUGGGUUGUUGGGUCGUAAAUGGAAACUAAGUUACUGUUUAUUUUACACAGUCGUUAAAUUCUAACUGUGAAAUACACCUUAGUGGAAGUACUUCUACUUGUCUUUUAACUUUCAAUAAAAAUGACCUAAAUGUAACAGAACUGUUUUAGUUUCCCCUUUUAAACGACAUAACCUUCGCAUGUAAUAAAAAAUCUCUAAACAUU